Molecule: messenger RNA, 639 nt
Organism: Mixia osmundae IAM 14324
Lineage: Eukaryota; Fungi; Basidiomycota; Mixiomycetes; Mixiales; Mixiaceae
Exons: 5
Coding region: 1-639 (212 amino acids)
Biological process (GO): intracellular protein transport; intra-Golgi vesicle-mediated transport; retrograde vesicle-mediated transport, Golgi to endoplasmic reticulum
Cellular component (GO): COPI vesicle coat
Source: RefSeq, a predicted model, not a curated record
AUGAAUCUGUCGCUCUUCUCGACGACGGCCAUCGUCAUCAUCGACAGCGACGGCAAUAGGUUGCUAGCCAAAUACUUCCAGCCCGUUCACUCGGACACGAGCAAAUCAGCCCUGGGCGACUCGACUUCCAACGCCAAGCACAGCUCGCUCGUCCUGGGCACCUAUGUGAGUCCCUUCAAGACGUUGAAAGACCAGAAAGCCUUCGAAGCGGCGAUAUGGGACAAGACACGUCGCGCUCAAGGCGAUAUCAUACUCUACGCCUCGCAUCUGGUCCUGUUCAGAGCAUCUAUCGAUCUGACGUUCUACAUCAUUGGACCGGAAGGGGAGAAUGAGCUCAUGCUGCAAUCUGCGCUCAACGCGUUCUACGAUGCCGUCUCGCUGCUGUUACGACACCAGGUCGAAAAACGCUCGGUGCUCGAGAACCUCGACCUCGUCGUACUUGCACUUGACGAGACUGUAGACGAUGGCAUCAUCCUAGAGACCGACUCCAACGCCAUUGCUUCUCGUGUCUCGCGGCCCAGACCCGAUUCUGGGACAGUAGACUUGAGCAAUAUCACGAUCAACGAACAAACAAUCAUGAACGCCUUUUCGACGGUGCGCGACAGGAUGGCCCAGCGCAUACUUGCAGGUGGGCUGUAA